Messenger RNA from Dracunculus medinensis (Guinea worm), 2016 nucleotides. NCBI's taxonomy places the organism in Eukaryota, Metazoa, Nematoda, Chromadorea, Rhabditida, Dracunculidae. The record is from the annotation of a GenBank genome assembly.
AUGUCUGCGAUUCCUCUUAUGCUUGAAUUAAUUUCUGUUUUUAUUUUAACAUUAUUUUUAUUAAAUAAAUAUGGAAAUUGGAAAAAGCAGCAUUUUUUUGUGACUUUAUCAACAUUUAUUGGAUGGUUCUUCUCAUUUUUAAUUAUUUUUGUGCUGCCUGUUGACAUUGCUAUUACAUUUUACAAUCGCUGCAUUCUUGAAGAAGAACGGCCAGCAAAUAUCGAAGGAAGGAAUAUCACUUUAGAUUGCCAGAAACCUGGUGGUUACGUGCCAAACCAUAUAUUACUUAAUAUGAUUGUUUUACCAUUAAUGCAAAGUUACUCAAAUGCCGGUGAUUUUACAUCAUUUGGGAAACUGCGAUCAGCAGCUUACAGCAAUAUAAUUUAUUAUGGGACAUACACUGUUGUUUUUCUUUUUUUAGUAAUAUAUGCUGUUCUAAAGGGGAUUGCUUUAAAUGCUGAACAUCUAAAAGUUAUUUUAAUUUCUGCUUCGAAUACAUGGGGCUUAUUAUUAUUGGUGAUUCUUCUUGGAUUUGGUCUUAUUGAGGUACCUCGUCAACUUUGGCAAAUGGGUAGUAAAGGUUAUAGAUUAAAUAAAACUUAUUUCGAUAUAGACAAACUAUCCACGGAUAAAAGUGAUGCCGACGAUACUUUGAAAGAAGUCUAUAGAGAGGCCCGCAGUGUACUAAGUGUAUUGCAACAUAAACACGGGUUACGUGAAUAUGCUCAAAUAAUAGUCGCUAAAUUUCCUCCAGAACUGGUUGCUUUAUUAGCUGCUCCAACCAUGGGUAGUUUUUCUGCUGCGUCUUGUAUAAUUCCGAAUGAAGAAAAUCUAGUUCGCAAUGACAAAUAUCUGAUUCGUUUACAUAAACGUGCAAUAACUGCUAUCCAAAAUCAUUAUCGAAUUCAAGCACAGUGGAAUGAUCUAAUUGAGCGUGCAUUGUAUUUAGAAGACGUUUAUCAAGCUGAAAUUACUGGGAUUUUCAUCAGGCAUUCUUCAUAUACAAGUGAAUACUUUAUGUGCCCACAACAGUUGGAAUAUCUUUGGCACGUCAGAUUGAAACAUCCUUUUCUUCAAGCAUUGGGAGUUUUCUUUUUCGUAAUGACAGUUUUUAUCAUGUGGAGUGAAUGCACUUUUUUCAUUAUUCAUCCAAGACUUUCGUUGGCUGCGAGAGUCGUUCAUUCGGCUGCGCUUGGCUACCAUUAUUUUUAUAUACAAUUUUAUGCAUUCCUAACUAUUUCUUAUCUCUGUAUUUGCGCUUAUUAUACAGUUUUCAAAUUACGUAUUUAUCGUUAUUAUCAUUUGGAUCCACAUCACAUGACUGAUGAAAAUAGCCUUUUAUUCAGCGCUAUUUUAUUAUGUCGAUUAACACCACCUAUUUGUUUAAAUAUGCUGGGUAUGAUUCAUCUUGACUCACAUGUUACAUCUGACAAUAAUUUCAGAGUGGAGACACAAUUUACUAAAUUAAUGGGCCAUUUGGACGUCAUUCCCAUAUUGGCGAGAGGCAUCAACAUAUAUCUACCGAUUCUUAUUGUAUUACUCUGUCUUGGAACAUGGUUUCGUCUUGGAACUCGUUUUUUGCAUUUUUUGGGAAUCGAACAGUUUGUUGGUAACGAUGAGUUCACCACUGAACUAAUUCUGAGCGGUAAAGCUCUUGUUACUCUUGAGAGAAAUAGAUUGAUGCGCGUAGUAGGUCGUGAACAGAGAGAUCAGUUUUGGGCAGGAAAAUUCCUUGAUAGAAGGACAGAAUUUUUUGAUAAAAGUGGUUCGUUUCGCGAAUGGUCUUUCUUAUAUUUCUUUGAUCUGUUAUGGUUGGCAUCAGAUUUCCGAAACAUGAGAUUUGCUGAUAUAAUCAGAAAUAGUCCUCAGUUUCCUGAAGUAAGAGAAUAUAGCGAUCGGGAACCAAUUAUGGCUGCUGAUGAUGUUGAAGAAUACUCGAAUUCCCAUAGCAUUAAUGUGAUAAAAUAUGGAUUACCUGAAGCUCAUCCUUCUCCAAAUAUGUUUGAUGAUCUUUAA